Molecule: messenger RNA, 1589 nt
Organism: Amphibalanus amphitrite
Lineage: Eukaryota; Metazoa; Arthropoda; Thecostraca; Balanomorpha; Balanidae
Product: DNA-directed RNA polymerase I subunit RPA43-like
Exons: 4
Coding region: 379-1404 (341 amino acids)
Biological process (GO): DNA-templated transcription initiation
Cellular component (GO): RNA polymerase I complex
Source: RefSeq, a predicted model, not a curated record
UUGCCGCCGCCUAUGUUUUCAACUGUUAUAGUGCUGUACUGUGCCUUUACGAAUUUCAAUCGUGCUUUUAUUUCCCUGAGAAACAGUGUAGGGUAGACCGGGUAGACUAAGCAGCGUUGGACACGAAACAAGUAUUAUAGCGUAGUCAAAUGGUCUGCGUUUUAGUGGUUUUAACCAAGGGGCAUAUAUGGCGCAGUUCAUUCGUUUAUGAACCGCACAGAAACAUGUGGGAAGCUGUGUGUUUGUUGGGAUCGUGAUCGCGUGAACUCAGGAAAUGUUCCAUUAUUAUCGGUUAUGACAUCUCGUUCUUUGUGAUUACUGAAACAAAUUCUGCUUUUAUCUAUUUGCUAUUGCUUUAUCGAUUGGGACCAUAGAAACAUGAGCUUUGAUCGUCAAAACACAGCAAAAGUGCCGAAGAUUGAGACAGUCCCGUGCCCGGUCAACAAUGAAAGUAAUAUCCCUUUUCUUCGUGAACUGGCUGGCAAAAAGGGCACAUUUAUUGAGAAGAUUACUGAUACAAUGCACAUUGGACUGCUGCCAAGCAUGCUGGGAAAACUGAGAUCAGGAAUUGCUGACAACUUAAACAGCAUGCUUCCGAAAUAUGUUCCUCAGCUGAAUGGCAUUAUGGUUGGAUAUGAGAACCUGGCCAUGCUGGGGAGCAAAGGCCACAUGAUCCCCGGCUACCACCACAUCCACAUCAACAUCCGCGCAGAGUUCUACGUCUUCAAGCCGGUGAUCGGCGGAACACUCACCGGAACGGUUCUGAAAAAGUCCAGCUCUAGUGUCACCUGCCUGACCAACAAGGUCUUCACCGUGUUCGUGGUCCUGCCCGCGCACAUUAAGCGCUCACUACAUAAGAUACAAAUCCACGACGAGAUAUCAUUCACGAUCGAGAAGAUCGACCUCCUCUCACAGAUACCGUUCGUCAAGGGCAUUCUGAAUGAUGACAGUUUGUCGUCGGGUAGCUCUUCGCACGUGCGGUUCGAUUCGGAGUCGGCCGAGCCCGACUCUGGCCUGUCGUCGAUCGAGGACGGCUCUUUGGGUCGCAGUCCGGCCGAGUCUGCCGAAACGCCACACAGCCGCAAGCACAAGAAGCGCCGCCGUGACCGCGAGGAGGCCGAGGGCGAGGAGCCACCGGUGGCGGAGGAGCCAGCGCCAGCGGAGGAGGAGCCAGCGCGGAGAAAAUCGAAGAAACGGCGGCGGGAGGAUGAUGACCAGGUGAAUGGGGAGGAGGCGUCCCCGCGGAAGGCGAAGAAGCGCCACCGGAGCGAGUCGGAACCAGAACCUGCGGUAGAGGAGCUCUAUCUGGCCGACCCGGUACCGCCCACCAGCAGCCUCAAAAAGAAAAAGAAGAGGAGGGAGCAAGCCGACCUCAACGGCAGCAUCAGUGGAAUGUUGCGGUAACGGCCGGUGCUGUUACAGUGUUUUUCAAAUGUGGGGGAUCAGUGCCUUGCUAUGUGUUUAGAACGUGUAUGGAACCGGGAAGGGGACUUGUUUCGAUGCUGUUGCUGCCACACGUGUUGGUUCCGGUGUGGCGAGAACGGAACGACAAAUCAGAGAUAUUGCAAUACAAAGUUGUUCGUGUCGCA